Messenger RNA from Gryllus bimaculatus (two-spotted cricket), 870 nucleotides. The record is from the annotation of a GenBank genome assembly. NCBI's taxonomy places the organism in Eukaryota, Metazoa, Arthropoda, Insecta, Orthoptera, Gryllidae.
GUGACGGUGGAGCGCGCGGGCGAGUGCGAGGCGAGCGAGGGCCAGAGCCGCGCGCCCGAGGGCGAGGACGAGGACGCGUGCCAGCGCGCCGCCGCCGAGCCGCGCGUCAUCGACCGCCCGCUCUUCUGCGCCAGCGACGGCCGCACCUACUACAACCACCGCCACUACGCGUGCGCCGUGCAGCGCGACGGCGACUGGUUCCCCUACCGCAUCGUGCGCCUGAACAUGCCGUGCGAGGCGGCCGACACCCCCUGCGAGCGCCUGCGCCUGGUGCCCGACGCCCUGCGCGUCGACCCCGUGUGCGCCAACGACGGCAUCACCUACGCCAGCCCGCUCGCGCUCAUGUGCGCCAUGGCCAACAACGAAGGGCUGAAGAGGCACCAUCGAGGGCAGUGUCUGUCCGAAUCGGAGGAAGAAGGAGGCCAUGGACACGAUCACGGGGGCGGAGGAGGCCACCAGGGUGGCGACGCAGGCUCGCAGGGAGACAACAACAGCAACAACAGCAACAACGGCAGCGGCGGAAGCGACCCGGGCGGCAACAGCAACGGGAAUGGCGGCGGGGACGGGGGCACCCCAGGGGACAACACGGGAGCUGGCAGCGGAGGCACAGACGCGGGAGGCGAUGACUACGACGACAACCAAGAAGCUGGAGGGAACGGCACCAACCAAAGUCAAAACCAGGAGCCUCAGGGGCCGCCGGGGUCUGAGGGGGCCCCGGAGUCCACGGAAUCCCCGGAGACGUCGGGGUCGCCGGGGUCGUCGGGGUCUCCUGAACCCGAGGGGUCGCAGGAUCCCCAGCCGAAGCCUCCGGCGGAGAACCCACGCAAGGACGACGCCGAAGAGCUGGACUUAAGCAGAGAGCCGCGAUAA